Sipha flava (yellow sugarcane aphid) is the source of this 787-nucleotide messenger RNA. RefSeq names its product epidermal retinol dehydrogenase 2-like. NCBI's taxonomy places the organism in Eukaryota, Metazoa, Arthropoda, Insecta, Hemiptera, Aphididae. The transcript is spliced from 4 exons. The coding region runs from base 31 to 474 and encodes 147 amino acids. Gene Ontology annotation, molecular function: oxidoreductase activity, acting on the CH-OH group of donors, NAD or NADP as acceptor. Gene Ontology annotation, cellular component: lipid droplet. The record is from RefSeq and is a predicted model, not a curated record.
UUUUAGAACGUUAAUCUAUUUUCCAUUUAGAUGAUGGAUACGUUUUUACCCGGGAUGAAAGCACUGAAAAAAGGACAUCUUGUAUUCUUGUCUUCGAUGGCUGGUAUCAUUGGUUUGAAGAACUUAGUGCCUUAUUGUGCGUCCAAAUUCGCCGUGAGAGGUUUAGCCGAAGCCAUAAAGGACGAAUGCAGGCAAGACGGCCAUGUAAAUCUCCAUUUUACCACUAUAUACCCGUAUAUGGUCGAUACCGGCUUGUGUAAGAAACCAUUGAUUCGUUUUCCGAAUUUGUUACCGCUCAUGACGCCCGAAUCAACGGCGAAAGAAAUAAUAACUGCGGUGAGAAGAAAUGAACUUGAACAUUCCGUUCCGAAUACACUGCUCGGAAUCAAUAAUAUCUUUAGAUGUUAUCCUAACAAAAUGGCAUUGGCUUUUAAAGAUUUUAUGGGCGGUGGCGUUGAUGCUCAUGACGACUGAAUUGUAGGUACAUACCUGCACCGAAAGAUACCAUUUUAUUGAUUCCUUAAUAAAAAAUAUUCUACAGUUGUUAUGACUAUUGCUUAAAUUGAAAUUGUUUACUAUCAAGAACUCUUAGUGCCUAACUAAAUAUUUUAUAGUAAUAUAAUUUUUAUUGUUAACCAUUUAAAACCUUGUAUAAUUUAUUACAAAUAGUUUUUAAGAACAGAAUAAGUGCUUACUAACAUUUAUGCACAGUAUGCUUAACAAAAUAUUUUUUUAUUCGUAAUGAUUAGCAUAAUAAGUAAUGAUUUUUAUUUUAAGUAAAACAACA